AUCGCAAAUAUCGGCUUUGGUUCCAGCACUAGGCUCUGAAAAAAAUUAAUUACAAAUUAUUUAAAGUGAAUUGGGUCAAAGCUGAAUCAAAUUAUGGCCACAAAAACGAGUACGAUUGAGCGCAACGGGCACCCGGCCAAAACCUCAACGUUGCGGGAAAUUUGGGCGCGCGCCAUCACAAAAUCGGAGUGGGAGGACAAGGAGGAGUUUCUGGACGUGAUCUAUUGGUCUCGGCAGGUAUUUGGCAUCUUUCUAGGAGUCAUCUGGGGCAUAGUGCCGCUUAAAGGUUUUCUGGGCCUCGUACUAUUCGCCGGCAUUAGCUGUGGGAUCGUCUACUUAUACGCCAUAAAUUUCCAGAACGUGGACGAGGAUGCCUACGGAGGCGUUUGGGAGCUGGUCAAAGAGGGAUUUAUGACGUCGUUCGCCGGGUUUUUGGUCACGUGGAUCAUCUUUUACACGGGUCUGCACUACGACACCAUAAUGGCGGCGAAAGGGUCUUAAUAGCACCGCCUAGCCAUAUCAGACUCCAGGAGCCACAUCCCGAUUCCCGUUCUUUUUAAAUAAGCCAGCCCAGCGUCCUCCUGUUUUGUCCCCUUUGUACUCGCUGUAGAUUGUUAAACUUUUAGCCAAUUACGUUCAUGUAAAUGCAUUUCUACGGUGGCCAAGUUUCCCAGCUCUUUCCGUGAAAGAUCCUGCGGCCGGCAGCCUUAGUUGAGAACAAAAGAUACUAUAUAUAUUUGUGUAUGUCCAGAAUGCAGAAUACGAUGAAUCAA
Messenger RNA from Drosophila ficusphila, 773 nucleotides. RefSeq names its product respirasome Complex Assembly Factor 1. NCBI's taxonomy places the organism in Eukaryota, Metazoa, Arthropoda, Insecta, Diptera, Drosophilidae. The transcript is spliced from 3 exons. The coding region runs from base 94 to 501 and encodes 135 amino acids. Gene Ontology annotation, biological process: mitochondrial respirasome assembly. The record is from RefSeq and is a predicted model, not a curated record.